Ceratosolen solmsi marchali is the source of this 1660-nucleotide messenger RNA. RefSeq names its product phosphatidylinositol glycan anchor biosynthesis class Q (gene PIG-Q). The transcript is spliced from 5 exons. Bases 1 to 1575 code for a protein of 524 amino acids. Gene Ontology annotation, cellular component: membrane; endoplasmic reticulum. Gene Ontology annotation, biological process: GPI anchor biosynthetic process. NCBI's taxonomy places the organism in Eukaryota, Metazoa, Arthropoda, Insecta, Hymenoptera, Agaonidae. The record is from RefSeq and is a predicted model, not a curated record.
AUGAAGACAUUAAUUAUUUUUAUACCAGAAAAAUUUUAUAUGAAGCAACCAGGAUAUAUAUAUGGUAAUGUUGUACAUGACAAUGAUAAAGAUAUUAGCAAGUUUUAUGUUCUUGGUUUAACGAAACUAAAUAAAAGUAAUACUGAAUCUAGUAAUACCCUUGUAACUCUUGGUUAUUUUUAUGGAACUGAAAUUAAGAACGAAUACUGUGAUAAAAAACUUCCAAACUGGAUAGAAUUAUAUGUUUUAUCUUACUAUAAUUUAAAUUAUGAGUAUGGUAUAUGCAAUAUUAUGAUACAAAAUCAGAAAAUACUUCCAUUUGGUUGUCAUACAGUCAUUAUAUUAUAUGACAAGUGUUCUAUAUUAAGAGCAGAAUUAUAUAUUGACAAAAGUCUACAAGAUAAUUUUUCAGAAUUAAGGACUAUUCUCAAUAAAGAGUCUAUACAAAGAAAUCAUGAUAAAUUGCAGAUUGACUGGUUUGCACGUAUUAAAAACUCAAUUUUCAUUAUAGUUGUGCUUACUUUUCUUUAUCCUACAACCUGGAUUUAUAGAAUUACUAGUAAAAUCAGUCCCAUUUUAAAGUAUUCAUCUUUAGGCUUGCACAUAAUGUCUUGGCUUAAAACUGCCCAAUGGACUUUAUCAACACUUUUAGAAGGGAAAAGAUUUACAUUAAAGAUAAUUAACUAUAUUAUAGCUGUGAUUAUAGAUAUCUUAUUAGGUCUUUUAUUAUUAAAAUUACUUCUUAAUUUUCUUAGUGAUUCUUCUCCGUCUGAAGUAUUACUUUUUUAUGCUGAGAAAGUGGUAGAAUCUUUAAAAGAACUUGUAAAUUGGCUUAUGGGAUCACCAGCUGGUUUAAAGUUAAAUCAUUCUUUCAACAACAUACUUGGAAAAUUUUUUCUUUAUCAUAUUCAUCUUUGGUCAUCUUUUCUUAUAGUUUCAAAGCCACUGAUGGAAUUAGCUUUUGAAGUUCUUUUAUUCAUUGGUAGAUUAGGUAUUACUUUUCAAAUUUCUAUCAUUGCUGAUCUCUUUGCUCUUAUAAGUUUUCAUACUUAUUGCAUUUACAUUUAUGCUGCAAGGUUGUUUAAUAUACAAAUUAGUGGACUAAUAGCACUUUUUCGUUUGUUUCUUGGGAAAAAAAAAAAUCCUUUAAGAAAAAGAGUUGAUUCUUGUCGAUAUCAACCGGAUCAGCUAUUUGUUGGUACUCUACUCUUUACAAUUCUUUUAUUUUUAAUGCCAACUACAUGGGUUUAUUACAUUGUUUUCACAACACUUAGACUUACAAUGAUUGGUCUUGAUGGUUUUUUAACAAGAUUAAAAUUUUAUAUGCAAAUUAUACCUAUCUAUGGCUUUCUUCGAUGGCUGUUUUGCACUGCUGAUGCAACUGGUUCAAUUGGAAUUAAAUUAAUGAAUAGGCAAGCUAAAGGGCCAAUAAUGUUGAAAACAAAAACUAUUAUUGCACCUUGGAGUGAGACUUGGAAAAAAUCAAUUCCUGAUACUAUUAAUAUUCAUCCACCUAUAGAAUGGAGUAAAAUAGCCAGUAAUAUAUUUUGGGGACAAUUACUUUAUCCGUUCUAAUAAGUAUUUAUAAUUAUAUUAAUUUAUUUUUUAAGUAACUCCAUUAUAUUAAAUAAAAAUUACCUUACAUCAAAUGUUUGAUGAG